AUGGAGCAAGCCCAUCUCGAGCACCGCGAACUCCCUUUGGGCUAUGAAGAUCCACACAAAGCUGCUCUCGAAGACAAUCCGGAGCAAGCAGAGAAGUUGACAUGGGCUGUUAUCCUAUCUGCCAUCUUUUUGGGAACCUCGUUCACUGGACCCAUCAUCUUCGGUUUUAUUCUAGCUACGCCGAUUCUUGUUCAGCUUGGUGAAAAGUUAGGAGGCGCCAACAUUAGCUUUUGGAUUCCUUCUGGUUGGGGAGCUGCCGCUGCUGUAGGAUUUUCCAUUGCUGGACGUCUUUCAGACAUUUUCGGACGCCGAUAUGUUAUCCUUUUCGGUCAAACCCUCACCAUUAUUGGGGGCAUCGUUGCCUGUACCGCAAAAACUAUGAAUGCACUUAUUGCGGGCGAAGUUAUUCUCGGGGCGUCUAUUGGAACUAUCUCCGUUGCCUAUGCCGCAGGCUUGUCCGAAAUACUCCCUAAUAAGUACCGUGGCAUGGGCCUGGCAUGGACCGAAUUCAACUUAUCAAGUUGGGCUAUCGCGGGCACUCUUCUUGCCAACACAAUGCUCACCAAAGCAAGCUGGAGAGUCAUGUUUUAUAUUGCCACUGGCUAUGGAGCAUUUUCAUUAAUAGGCACAGCGUGUGUCUAUUUCCCGCCUAGCCAUCCUCGACCAGACGGGAAGACAAAGUGGCAAGAGUUCAAGGAGUUGGAUUUCAUUGGCGCAAUCCUAUUCGUUGCUGGACUGGCCGUGUUUCUCUACGGUCUUAAUUCAGGCGGAAACACAUACCCAUGGAAGGCAGCUGGUACCCUUGCACCUCUGAUCUUGGGAUUGGUCGUCUUCCUCGGCGUUUUUAUCUACGACUUCUUCAUUCCAAAGGAUCCCUUAUUUCCUUGGUACCUAUUCAAAAACUUUCGCGAAUUCAGCUCUCUUUUAUCCCUGGUGUUUGUCGCUGGCAUGGUUUUCUCUGCAGCAUCUGCACUUAAUGCGGAGACGAUCUUAUACCUCUUCAACGCCGAUGCUAUAAAGAUUGGUAUUUAUAGUCUUCCAUCAGGCGCGGGCCAGAUUGUUGGUGGAGUCCUCAUACCAGCCUUGGUCCACUAUAUCAAGCAUGUCCAUCUCCAGCUCACCUUCGCCGUCUUCAUGCAAACGCUUUUCUUUGGCCUUGCAGCUCUGAUUACGCCGACCAAUAUCAAUUGGUUAAUGGCAUGUCAAUUCUUAGCCAUGCUUCCUUUCGGCUGGAUCACCCUGAAUUGCUAUACAACAGCCUCACUUCACGUUCCUCAACGAGAUCUCGGAGUUGCCAUUGGCUUGAUAGGGACGUUUAGAUCUCUCGGCGGUGCCGUUGGCUCCGUCAUAUUCAGCUCAAUCUUCACUCAGGUAGGAGCAAAGUCAAUCGCAACCCGAGUCGGCGAGACGGUUGCUGCAGCCAAUCUUCCUUCGGACUUAACCCCAGGCCUCGUCGCAGCAACAAGACUCACCAUUCUCGGAGUGCCUGGUCAAGCUGCACAGUUCCCCAAUGUCCCCUCUUCAGUUUACGCGGCAUGUGUGUCAGCAUCUCGGUUGGGCUACGCGUACGGAUUCCGCAUUACGUGGCUGGCUUCGAUCCCAUUUGGAGUUAUUGCGUGCCUGUGUGCAGUGGCCGUACGAGACCCGUCAAAAUACUUUACAAAUCAGUACGUAAUACUUUCCGAGCCCUUAAUUUCCCUUUCAGAUGUGCUGCGAGGUAUUUCGAUUCUGCAGACAUGUCUUCAGAUGAAAUAA
Messenger RNA from Hyaloscypha bicolor E, 1755 nucleotides. RefSeq names its product putative major facilitator superfamily transporter. Bases 1 to 1755 code for a protein of 584 amino acids. The transcript has 10 exons. Gene Ontology annotation, cellular component: membrane. The record is from RefSeq and is a predicted model, not a curated record. Gene Ontology annotation, biological process: transmembrane transport. Lineage: Eukaryota; Fungi; Ascomycota; Leotiomycetes; Helotiales; Hyaloscyphaceae. Gene Ontology annotation, molecular function: transmembrane transporter activity.